Messenger RNA from Passer domesticus (house sparrow), 3585 nucleotides. It is a transcript of the gene TBX4, whose product is annotated as T-box transcription factor 4. Gene Ontology annotation, molecular function: DNA-binding transcription factor activity, RNA polymerase II-specific; RNA polymerase II cis-regulatory region sequence-specific DNA binding. NCBI's taxonomy places the organism in Eukaryota, Metazoa, Chordata, Aves, Passeriformes, Passeridae. Bases 1 to 1629 code for a protein of 542 amino acids. Gene Ontology annotation, biological process: positive regulation of DNA-templated transcription; cell fate specification; regulation of transcription by RNA polymerase II. The transcript has 8 exons. Gene Ontology annotation, cellular component: nucleus. The record is from RefSeq and is a predicted model, not a curated record.
AUGCUCCAGGAGAAAAGCCUGUCUGAAACCGAGGAAGGGUUUCCAACAGCCCCCGCGCCCGGCCAUGCGGACACCUCCGCCGGCUCCCCCGUCCUCGGCGUAGCCGGGGGGAGCAGCACGCCGCUCAGCAGCCCGCAGCUCCCCGACCCCGAGCAGACAAUAGAAAAUAUCAAAGUCUAUCUCCAUGAGAAGGAGCUAUGGAAGAAAUUUCAUGAAGCUGGCACGGAAAUGAUAAUAACCAAAGCAGGCAGGAGGAUGUUUCCCAGUUACAAGGUCAAGGUGACUGGGAUGAACCCCAAGACCAAGUACAUUUUGUUGAUCGACAUCGUCCCGGCUGACGACCACCGCUACAAAUUCUGUGACAACAAAUGGAUGGUGGCUGGGAAGGCCGAGCCGGCCAUGCCGGGCAGGCUGUACGUGCACCCCGACUCCCCGGCCACAGGAGCCCACUGGAUGAGGCAGCUGGUGUCCUUCCAGAAGCUCAAGCUCACCAACAACCACCUGGAUCCAUUUGGACACAUCAUCCUUAAUUCAAUGCACAAGUACCAGCCGCGGCUGCACAUUGUGAAGGCGGACGAGAACAACGCCUUCGGCUCCAAGAACACGGCUUUCUGCACCCACGUCUUCCCAGAGACCUCCUUCAUCUCUGUCACCUCCUACCAGAACCACAAGAUAACCCAGCUGAAAAUUGAGAACAACCCCUUUGCCAAGGGCUUCCGGGGCAGCGACGACAGCGACCUGCGCGUGGCACGGCUCCAAAGCAAAGAAUAUCCAGUCAUUUCCAAAAGCAUCAUGAGGCAGAGGUUGGUGUCCAGUCAUGGCCAGCUGUCAGCAAAGCCAGAUGUUAACCCUCUCCAUGGGAACCACCAGAGCCUGCAGCAUUACCAGUAUGAGAAUGGUGCUCACAUGCAGUUUGCAGCUUCAGAUACUCAAGAUCUGCCACUCAACACCUUCACAGCACAGAGAGAUUCAGGGCUCUUCUACCAUUGUCUAAAAAGAAGAGAAAGCGCUCGGCACCUGGACCUGCCCUGCAAGCGCUCCUACCUGGACGCCUCGUCCUCGGUGGGGGACGAUCACUAUUUCCGCUCGCCGCCGCCCUACGAGCAGCCGAUGCUGAGCCCGUCCUACUGCGGCGAGGUGGCCCCCAGGGAGGCCUGCAUGUACUCUGGCUCCGGCGCCGACAUCGCCGCCGUCUCGGCCGUCGACGAUUUACCGCCUCCCCCUCCUCCGCUGAGCUGCAACAUGUGGACUUCAGUGGCACCUUACACCAGCUACAGCGUGCAGGCCGUGGAGACUGUGCCCUACCAGCCCUUCCCGCCGCACUUCCCCGCCGCGCCCGUGCUGCCGCGGCUGCCGGCCAUGGCGGGCCAGGGCUCGCAGCCGCCGGGGAGCGGCCCCUUCGGCGUCUACAACCAGCUGGGCCCGGCCGCGGCCCGCGAGCGCGGCCCGGCCGCCUCCUUCCCGCCCCGCGAGCGGGUGCACCCGGCCGUGUGCGAGAGGAAGCCGCCCUCGCCGCACCUGAACGCGGCCAACGAGUUCCUGUACUCGCAGGGCUUCUCGCUCUCCAGGGAGGCGUCGCUGCCCUACCAUUCAGGGAUGGGGGCUGUGGAGAACUGGACCGACGGGUGAGCCCGCGCCGCGGCCUUGCUGCUCCGGGACGCUGCGGGCAGCGCUGACGCCUGUGGGUAACUUGCACUUCGGUGAGACACGCGUGCGCUUCCAGAGGGAUCUGUGUGGGUGAAGAGCUUGUGUCUUCAGGCACACACAGAGUUCCGUCUCCUGUCUCAGGGGGCUGGAUUCAUCAGGCUCUUAGUGACUCCCAAAUAAAUUCAUUCUUGUGUCUUCAUCCAGUAGAAACCAUCUUGACUAACGAGUGACCUAGCUAGUCAUGUUCUUUUGCUUGUAACGUCAAACAUCCGUGAGCAAAUUUUGGCUAUUUGGGAAAAAUACGAGCUUCGCUUUUACGGUCCUUGGCUCAGGAAGCCGCAGCCUCCCGAGGCUCCGAGGAAAAGGCCGCUCCAGGACUGCCGUGCAGCGCUUCUCCAGCCCUUCUGUCCGGGGAUUCCCGCUGCUCCGGGGCCGCGGGCACGGGACCGGCACCGUGCACGGACGGCUCCCCCGACCCCACGACACCGGUCGUGGCUGUGGGAAGCAAAGUGAAGAGUUAAGUCCGAGGCCAAAUUCGUUGCAGCGUUAGGAACAUUCCCAGUGUCUUCAGACUCCCAUCCCUUGAUUGAAUCACAUUUGCUUAUUGCAAUAUAUUUAUGAAGUUUAAGCUUAAAAGUCGCUAAUACUUUCCAGAACCAAUUUCUGUAUUUGCUGGUCCUUGAUUUCUUUCGUAUUCAGCUGAAACGUGCCUUUUGUGCUGUGUUCUUUCCUUUUGCAUCUAGCUCAGACAGAAUUGUCUUCGGCCUGAAGGAGGCCUGGAGGAACAUUUCCUAAUGAUGGGUGGGGAGGGAAGAGCUCCCGUGGCCCGUCAGGCUUCACAGUGCACAGAUAUUUGCAGAACAGGUAAAAUCUUCACAGUGCACAGAUAUUUGCAGAACAGGUAAAAUCUUCACAGUGUACAGAUAUUUGCAGAACAGGUAAAAUCUGUCACCAGGGCACUCGUGGCUCCCUUUGCUCACGGUGGAAGGUCCGGGCUCACUCCUGGCUGUGCCCUCUGCUGUCCCUGUGAGCUCCUGGGGGAUCCAUCCCAGGGUGGCUCUGAUCAUCCUAGAGAUCCUUUCCAGCCUCGGUGCUUCUGGCAGGGGGGGAAGCAGAGGGACAGAGGGACAGAGGGACAGAGCUCCCACUGCCCUGGCCACAGAACUCUGUCCUGCAGUGUCUGUCCUGCAGGGCUCCCAGCUGUGCCACCAAGGGGACACCGAGGUGAGCUUGUUCCACUGCAGAGCACAAUGUUCAGGCUUUGGUCAUUGACAGUGGGGUUUUAUUCCAUUGUUUCCCAAAGGGGCAAAGGCAGAAAGCUGAAAUGCAGCUUUGGAGCGGGGAGCACAAACACCUCUGUGCUUGGUGAGUCCAUCCCAAGGAGGAGCCUGGUCUGGGGGGGCUGUGACACUCCCCGAGGUCACAUUUCAACCAGGACAGUCCCCUGCACCCACUCAGCAGAAUUCCUGGGUGGCUGCUGGGGAUUUUGUAACCAGAUUUUGGAAAUCACUACAAUUUUUGCAUGCUGAAUAGCUAUUUAUAUACAUAUAUAUUUUAUAUAUAUAUAUAUAUAAAAAAUUAUAUAUAUCACAAAUGCAGGCCACGUGUCCAAUUCAGCUUUGCUUUUAACAAAUGAAAUACUUAAUAAAAAUGAAUGUUGCAAAGGGUUUUUUUUUUUGAAAGACAUCUAUUUAAAUUUUUUUUAUUACACACCUUUGAUGUAAAAACUAAGAAUUGGUUAGACAAAAAAACAUAUAUACUACAGAUAAAUCUUUAUUAGAAACCACAUUAGAUACAGGUGGUAUGGAAUUUUGAAAUGUUUGUUACAUAGCAUGGACAUUUUAUUUUACAUAUCAGAACAUAAAGUCAUUUUACUACUACAAGCUGUCUCUGGGUGCAUUUCAAUAAUUAGUAUAAAAAUGUUCCAUGGUGAAUUCA